AUGUUUGUCUCGGACGAAUACCUUGUGAAAUGUGUAAUGAAUUGGGAUGAUGCCGAAGCGUAUUGCGUUGCUCGUGGAGAACAUCUCGCCUCUAUACAUAGCCAAUUCGACAAUCGCAAUCUACAAGAGCUGGGCUUGUCCAGUAACUGCAGUACCAUCUGGAUUGGCGGGAGAACUGUAAACUACCAAGGUAUCUGGAGUGAUGGCACACGUUUCGACUACUCUUUCUGGGGAAACGGUUACCCCAACAGUGGAGGCUAUUGGUGUGUCUAUGUGGAUUCGAAUACAGGAUUCUGGAAAUCUGAUUAUUAUUAUCAUUCUGUACCCUGCUUCGCAUGUGAAGUACCUCAGAAAAUGACAGACUGUGCUGACUGGUACAAAGCGGGUUACAAAGACAGCGGAGUAUACAACAUCUCGCUCAAUGGAACUUCGCACAAUGUUUAUUGCAGCAUGGAUAAUGGCGGUGGAUGGACAGUUUUUCAAAAUCGUGUGAACAACAACGAAUCCUUUUGGAAUAGAGCUUGGAAUGACUACAAAAAUGGCUUCAACAAAGCAGGAAUGACUAAUAGUUCCAACUUUUGGUUAGGACUUCAGUUGUUACAUCAGCUGACAGAAAAAGACAAAGAUGUAACACUCAGAGUGGAAAUGAUGGGAGAUCGGACUCCAGGAUCUCCCAAAGCAUUGUCGUCUUGGUCCAAUGAGUACACGAGAUUCAAGGUAGCAGGAAAAUCGUCCAAGUAUCAACUGAAAGACUUGUAUUUGGACAACCAGGAGCAAAUCACCAGUAUGUGGUAA
Messenger RNA from Cylicocyclus nassatus, 795 nucleotides. The record is from the annotation of a GenBank genome assembly. NCBI's taxonomy places the organism in Eukaryota, Metazoa, Nematoda, Chromadorea, Rhabditida, Strongylidae.